ACUCCUGCUGUCCCUCAGGACAACAUCAUUUUGAAGGUCCAUCUUUCAAAAUUACCUUUCUUGCCAGUAGCCGAUCUACACACCACGUUGGUCCACAAUUUUUCUCGUUUCGGUAACGUGAGAGACGUCACUAUUUACCUCGACGAUGAGUCCAACACAGCUUUCUGUGGCAACGGUGCUAUCUUCUUGGACAGAUCAAUUGAUCCAGCUAACCCCAAAGCCUGGGAUAAGCUCACGUAUAAAAUCGAUUUAGGUAACCAGUCCUUCUGUCUUGGUAAAUGGGCUAAAAUGGAGUCCCAUUGUGUAUAUUGCAAGCAAAUGGGUCAUACCCGUAAGGACUGCCAAGAAAUACCAACUAUUAGUAAAACGUGUUAUCUAUGUGAUAGACGCGGGCAUCUCGCUCGCCACUGUCCCCGGUCUCACGAUAACUCCAUUGCCUCUUCAAAAAAACGAGUUCGUAACGAAGAGGAACCUUUUGUACCCAGCCUCAAUAAGGUCUUAGUAACACCCACCCACACUAUUAGUGCUGAAGAUACCGACGAAACAACUGGCACCGAACCCAAUUUCACCCUCGACGAAGUAACCCACAAGGAGGCCCGUCAUCCUCGUACUUCCCAAUCAAUUACGUUGGUAUCCGAUAACGAAUCUAUGAUGGACGUGUCGGAGGACGAUGCGGAUAGAUUAACAGAUGCCGAAGAGCUUCCCAUGGUAACCAAUAAUAUAUCAGCCAUUGUUGGAAAACAAACUACCAACAAAGCCAGUAACCCGACGACGACUUUCUCUAAAGUUACCACUUCUACUAUGAGCAACAAACGAGUCUCUCCUCGAGCUAAUAAAGGUGUCGCUGCUGUAAAAUAUGACCCUUCCUCCUCUUCACCGACAUCUUCCUUCCGGAAGACGUCUGACUGAUGAGGGGGCAGAUUCAAGUAUCUCCAACC
Messenger RNA from Mucor mucedo, 938 nucleotides. RefSeq lists its product as uncharacterized. The record is from RefSeq and is a predicted model, not a curated record. Gene Ontology annotation, molecular function: nucleic acid binding; zinc ion binding. The coding region runs from base 289 to 909 and encodes 206 amino acids. Lineage: Eukaryota; Fungi; Mucoromycota; Mucoromycetes; Mucorales; Mucoraceae. The transcript has a single exon.